Molecule: messenger RNA, 2484 nt
Organism: Meira miltonrushii
Lineage: Eukaryota; Fungi; Basidiomycota; Exobasidiomycetes; Exobasidiales; Brachybasidiaceae
Exons: 1
Coding region: 108-2399 (763 amino acids)
Source: RefSeq, a predicted model, not a curated record
CAUCAUCUAAACAAUAUCAAACCUAUGCCAAAGCUCUUUUCAGAGCAUGUGAGCAGGCUUCCAUGAGUCGGAAACACAAUCUCUAAAGUCGCUCAAUAAGGCUAAAUAUGGCGCCAAAACGACAAAAAUCCGCGCUUGCACGCACUCCUAACAACCAAGAUGUUAAUAUGAGUGAAGGUACGGCUCGCAAAAACGAGAAGUCUUUAAGCACAUCGAAAGUGAAUAGAAAUACACAUGACAGAUCCAGUCCAAGUGGAGAAGAUGACGACUUCGAAGAGGAUGAAGAGGAAGAUGAUGAUGAAGACGAAGAGGACGAGGAUGAAGAUGAUGACGAUGAAGAAGAGGAGGAUGAAGGCGUAGAUGACAAUGGAGGAUUCGAUGAAAAGUUCCUUGCACAACUAAUGGCUAUGGAUCCGAUCUUCUCAAACAAAAAUGGGCAGCCUGCCGUCUCAUCGCAAAUGACUUUUGAAACGCCAUCGAAUGGCACAGCUUCCUCGACAAACAAGGAUGACCCCGUGUCCACGCGCCCGCUUCCUGCUUCGCAUGGGACUCCGUUUCCGAAUAUGCCUGCUUAUGCUUCUGCUGCUUCCACUCCCUCAAAUGAGUUCUACGAUGGCGCGAUCAAUUUUUUGACAGAGGUCUUGGGAUCGUCUGAUCCUUCGAUGUGGAAUAGCGCUGAAUCACAACAGAAUCAAACUGGAUGGCCUGCUGAACAACAAUUCACAACUGUACAAACUGCUGCAAGUCCUGCACCUACGCAAGCUCAAUUCAAGAAUUUGCAACCUUUGAUUGGGAAUCUAAUCGCAAGGCUUAAAGGGCAACCUGUCGAUGAAUCAGAGCAAGGGGCAAGAGUGUUGGAAAAUGAUCUUGUAGUUUUAUUGCAGAGUUUGAUGGCCCAAAGACAAGCUCAAGAGGAAAGGAAGAGUACGCAGAAAUCAGACAAAGGACAAAAAGAUGCCACUCCACGAGCCGAGGUACAACGCAAACCAGCACAAACGCCGCAACAACCUACGAUUUCUCAACCGAAUGCUGCCUUUCCUACCAUGGAUGAGAUAAACGCACUUGCAGCAUCUUUCCCGAUCAUGGCAGAUGCAAAUGCAAAUGCGACGCAGCAACCUCAGGCUGGAUUCUCCAUUGUUGAUUUUGACUUUGGCGAUGAUGAUGACGAUCCUGAUUUUGUGCCCAGCAACCUCAAUUUGGCGCAGCCUUUUGAUGAAUCAUCACAAGCGCUCGCACAAGCUUUGGCGAGUACGAAUGGUCAAAACGGAAAUACGGAUGCAUGGCAACAAAUGAUGUCUUCGUUCGGCAACCCAGGCUCUACUCCGGCUGGUACAGGUAUGGCUGCAGGCAUGCCCAUGUCACCUGCAGGAGGAGGGGAAGCAAGACGAACGAGAUCGGUCUCAAAGAAUACAGACAACCAAACACUAAGUUCUGCAGCAUUGAAACAGCUUGACAAUUCAAUACCGCCCAAUACAUUGACCGAAGAUAGUAGGGAAGAUGGCACAAGUUCGACACAUGAAAGUGAAGAGGAAAAUCCAAAAGGAAAGAAACGUAGGGUUUACACUACGGAAGAAGCCUUGGAAAGAAGAAGAGAAGCAAACCGAGAAUGUGCACGAAGACAAAGAGCGAAAAAGAAAGAAGAGACGGAAGCGAUUCGAAAGGAGUUGGAAAGGAUACAGUCUUUGGGGAUCGGAGGAGCAAAGGUGGGAUCUGAGAAUAUAAUUGAUGUGACGCAAGCUUUAGUGGGAAGAAGAAAGCGCGGUAGACCUCUAGGAAGCAGGAAUAGAAGAACGAUGGAAGAUAUGAAGAGAUAUAGCGAAGAAGUUGAACAGGAAAACGAAAUGGCCGAUUUACGCGCUGAUAAUCGAAUGCUACGAGCUGAAAUGCAUCGAUUACAAGAAGAGAAUGCUAAACUUCGAGCUAAUGCAUUGCGUCAUGAAGAAGUGAUGCAAAUGAUGGGCGAACAUGACUUGAUCAAAAAUAAAGAGAGAAGAAACGGGAAACGGAUAUCGUACGGAGGUCGUUCUUCACACCAGGGAGGAAGUCCAAUUCAUGAUGGAUUAGACGAAGGAGAUGAUUUGCCGAACAACUUGUCGAACACUCAAGAUCCCGCUGGAGAUUUCUUAGCCUACAAUCCCUUCCGCUCAUUUCAGCGGGCGGGAAAUUCUCAUUCGGUGAGGGAAACUGUUGAGUUGCCCCCACCAUCUUCACUACGUAGACAAGAGCAAAACAUUGAUUCAGGUUUUCAUAAUCCUCGUACAGGACCUCGUGGAGUGCCUGCACAUCGAGCGAUUCACCAUCAACAGCAAUCUUCUAGGGUUGUUGGAAAUCCAAGGGAUUCCCUGCAAGAUCUCUUACAAGCAGCGGCUACUGAGAUGGGAGGAUACGAUUAUACUUGAGCAUCGGAACGGCUAAUACUGUAUUUAUAGAUUGUAUAAUAGACGGAUUCUUAUUCAAAGACAUAGAGGUAUAUUGACAGUUUAU